AGCAGCGAGAACCGAGCGGCGGCGGCUCCAAAAGGGAGGAAGGAGGGCGGGGAGGCGGCGGCGGGGUCCCACGGGUGAGGUGCGGCCGGGAGAGAAGGCCGCAGCCCGCGGGCCAGUGCUGGGGGCGCCCCGGGGCCCGGAGCCCGGAGCCGCCGCCCGCCGCCGCCCCGCUGGCGUGGCCCGGCCCCCGCCCGAGCGGUGUUUUCUGGUGAUGAAUUGAAUUUGUAGCCGAUAUCCGAUUCCCAUGUAGAGUCUCCGCCUCCUCCUCCUCCCUCCCUCUCCUGCCGCCGCCGCCACCGCCACCGCCACCGCCUCCCGCUCCGGAUCCGCGGCCCGGCCCAGCCGGCUCCCUCCCUCCCUCCCUGCAGCCCUUCGCUCGCCCUCCCGCUGGCCCUCCCGCUGGCCGCACCAGGUUCCAGGGGACCAGAGGCUCUGCGGGGUGGGGGGAGGACAGGAGGGGAGGAGGAGGGAGGGGGGACCCCCGAGUCGCCCCCUCUCCUCCCCCCGCCCCCCCGGCUCCAUCCUCCGCCGCCACCCGAGCAGCUGUGGGCCGCCACGGCCGCCUUUGCAGGCUGAGUCAUCACUAGAGAGUGGGAAGGGCAGCAGCCGCAGAGAAUCCAAACCCCAAAGCUGAUACCACAGAGCACCGCUUCUGCAAGUUGGGGGCUGGUGGGGAGCCAUCAUGAGCGAUGUUACCAUUGUGAAGGAAGGCUGGGUUCAGAAGAGGGGAGAAUACAUAAAAAACUGGAGGCCGAGAUACUUCCUCCUGAAGACGGACGGCUCGUUCAUAGGAUAUAAAGAGAAACCUCAGGACGUGGACUUACCUUAUCCCCUCAACAACUUUUCAGUGGCAAAAUGCCAGUUAAUGAAAACAGAACGACCAAAGCCAAACACAUUUAUUAUCAGAUGCCUGCAGUGGACCACUGUUAUAGAGAGAACAUUUCAUGUAGAUACGCCAGAAGAAAGGGAAGAAUGGACAGAAGCUAUUCAGGCUGUAGCAGACAGACUUCAGAGGCAGGAAGAGGAGAGAAUGAACUGCAGUCCAACUUCACAAAUUGACAACAUCGGGGAGGAGGAGAUGGACGCGUCCACAACCCACCAUAAAAGAAAGACAAUGAAUGAUUUUGACUAUUUGAAACUACUAGGUAAAGGCACUUUUGGGAAAGUUAUUUUGGUUCGAGAGAAGGCAAGUGGGAAAUACUAUGCUAUGAAGAUUCUGAAGAAGGAAGUCAUUAUUGCAAAGGAUGAGGUGGCUCACACUCUCACGGAGAGCAGAGUGUUAAAGAACACGAGACACCCCUUUUUAACGUCCUUGAAGUAUUCCUUCCAGACUAAAGAUCGCUUGUGUUUUGUGAUGGAGUAUGUUAAUGGUGGAGAGCUGUUUUUCCAUUUGUCGAGAGAGCGGGUGUUCUCUGAGGACCGCACGCGCUUCUACGGCGCGGAGAUCGUCUCUGCCUUGGACUACCUGCACUCUGGGAAGAUUGUGUACCGCGAUCUCAAGUUGGAGAACUUGAUGCUGGAUAAAGAUGGCCACAUAAAAAUCACAGAUUUCGGGCUUUGCAAAGAAGGGAUCACGGACGCAGCCACAAUGAAGACUUUCUGUGGGACACCAGAGUACCUGGCUCCGGAGGUGCUGGAGGACAAUGACUAUGGCCGGGCCGUGGACUGGUGGGGCCUGGGUGUCGUCAUGUACGAAAUGAUGUGUGGGAGGCUCCCUUUCUACAACCAGGACCACGAGAAGCUCUUCGAGCUAAUACUGAUGGAAGACAUUAAAUUUCCUCGAACACUCUCUUCAGACGCAAAAUCGUUGCUUUCAGGGCUCUUGAUAAAGGAUCCAAACAAGCGCCUUGGUGGAGGGCCAGACGAUGCAAAAGAAAUCAUGAGACACAGUUUCUUCUCUGGAGUAAACUGGCAAGACGUGUAUGAUAAAAAGCUUGUACCUCCUUUUAAGCCUCAAGUAACAUCUGAGACAGAUACCAGAUAUUUCGAUGAGGAAUUUACAGCUCAGACUAUUACCAUAACACCACCUGAAAAAUAUGACGAGGACGGCAUGGACUGCGUGGACAACGAGCGGCGGCCGCACUUCCCUCAGUUCUCCUACUCGGCCAGCGGACGCGAAUAAGCCCCUCUCAUCCUGCCACUUCACCGUCACCUUGGGUUGAUCACUGAACACAGUUCCCGGACAUCACACCGGUCCUCGCCCCGACAGACGGCAGGCGCGCCUGCAGCCGGGCAGACCGGUCCCAGGUGUUCGCCCCUCGCCGCCUCUCGCCCACCCGAGAACACCCAUAACGCAAAUCCACCGACUUUUCGUUUUUGCAUGAACUUGUAUCUCAGUCCAAGGUCUCAUGCUGUUGCUGCUGCUGUCUUACUAUUAUAGCAACUCUAAGAGGUAGCGUUACAGUCUGGGGAAGUCGUGAGCCUCCACGAUUUGUUAGCGCACCAACUGCAUCUUCCCACCUUUCCGUUCCGUGUCCCCUGACAGUGAAGGGUAAGUGAGAUACACUGAUUCUAGGUACAUUUUUUCACUUUCUAGACGAGAAAUCAAAAACUAAUUAGACUAAGAAGAUUUAGUGUAUAAUUCAGAACAAGCAAUUGUGGAAGGUGGUGAUGUGCGAAUGCAAAUUUUAGUAAAGCAUCUCAGAGCAGUGCGUAAAGUGAGCAUCUAUUGCUAGGAUCUGGCUGAAAUGCGUUAGGAAGUGUUGGCGGGAAGGGCCGAGACAUGUGUCUCUAGGUGUAUUUCCAUUCCUGUUGGAGACUGUAGAGGCAGCCGGGCGUCCCGCAUGGACUCCAGGGGCUCUGCCGGGAGGAGGCCAGCACACGCACCGCGAGCCGAGUCCUGUCCAGGGCCCGCGGUGGGCUCGGCACCCGAGAGCAUUUCCCCCUGUGCUCAGAAACCUCUUUCCAUGAUAAUACUCAUCGCCUCUGAUGGCCGAAGAAUGUAGACAGGUGUAAUGAUCCUGCUUUUCACCAAAAUCUGUGCACCAAGGGAAACAGUGUUUGCUGUAUUUGUUUUGAUUUUUAAUUUCAGUUCUACGGGAGUGAGCUUUUUCUCAGAUGUCAGAACUUUGAAUGUCCUGUUACAAUCUUGUCUCUAUUGCAGUAGUAUUUAUUUUCUAGUGAUGAGCAUCUGUGUCAUGUUAGCCAAUGCAGCUCCAACGUCCAUAAAACAGACGCACUGCAGUUUCUUUUGACCCACGUGCAGGAACGGACAUGUGAGGAGGUCCACGCACUUUUUCUCCUUUGCGACACAGUUUGGACGAGGCUCUGAAAUUGUGCACGUUGACUAGAGUUUGGCUGUGGGAGGACAGACGCUGUCAUCCAGCCCCUUGGUGCUAAAACUGAGGAGGUCCCCAACUACCAUGCCAAGGGGUCGGGGAGCAAAUGGGUGGUGAUGUUCGCUCGUUGGAGAACUGAGAGCGUCACCACGGCCUGACAACAUAAUGAAAUGAAGAAAACUGAGACCCGAACGAUGAUAAAUGAACCGGCUUGGCAAAAUAAACACAUCCCAAGUGUUUACGAAGUAGGCGGGCAAAGAUAAGAACCUGGUGUGUUUAUUCUGGUCGCGGUACAUUUAUCACUGAAUUAAGCCAUCAGGGAACCAACACAAACAGAGCACCUCCAGCUUCUCUUUCUCUGUAUAUACUCAUGUCCCCGAGCUCCAACACUUCUCACUGAACGGGGGACAUGCAUGCAAACCUCAUCUUUCUCCUUCAUUAACGACGAUCUUCAGAUUAAACCCUUUGGUGCUAGGAGCUGGCGUUUUCCAAAGCAGCCUAUGAGAUCCGGGGGCUGGGGCCCUCCUGGCGGCCCCAGCGAGUGACCGUGCAGAUGUAUCUUAGGUGAACUAUCUGACAGCUCCCAAACGGAAGGCCACAGUGUGAUGUAGUGUCGUGGUGGCAUCCUUAGAUGAAAGAGCAAGUGACUUUCUGAGCAGGAUGAGUCUACUCACACACAGGUGUCUUAGCCUCUGGGCGCCAGAAGUGUGGCUUCACGGGCAGGAAACUACGCCGGCCGCGGGGGCUGCCGGGGGCUCAAGGGCAUUCUGCUAAGGCAGCUAAGACAUAUCCAGACAUCGGUCUCACCCUGGUUUUUCAUAUCUCAUCCUCCGUAUAGAGUAGGCGGUUACGGUAAAUGGUAGUUCACUCUUACACAUGUGGCUCAACUUUUUUUUCCCCACUUGGAAUUAGGUUGAAAGUUUCACCGUGACAAGAAAGUAGACUAGAAGGUAUGUCUUGUAAGUUGUCUUGCAUUCAUUUUCUAAAAAAGAAACUGAUGAGAGGGAGGGAGGGAGAGUGACCCCGGCCGCUCACAGCGUGGGGUCCGUUCGAGGGAUCCGUUUGUGGCGCCAGACACUGGGCGCAUCAGUAGAUUUGGUUUCUGUUUUUUGUCUGUCUGUUUUUUGGGUUAUUUUCCAAACCUUAGUGAUUCCCAUGAGCUUGGCCAAGGGCAUGUCCUAAAGAUUGGUAACAGCAUGGACAGUGCCCCAGGCUGCCCACUCCUCACAGCCGGCACUCAGUCCCCAGCCCCUGUUAGGGGCUCCAUCACCCCCCAGCCUCAGGAAUCUGUUCAAGUCAUGCCGGGUGUUUACUCGGCUUCCAUCUUGAGAGCCGUCCCUUCCCUCACUCCCAGGUCUCAGUCAGGGGUGUGGAGGCACAACAGAGACAGGAACGAGUCCGGGAGGUUUCCCGAACUUCCCCUGUGCCUGCCCGGAGCCGGAGUUCGGAUUCCGGCCGACGGAGAGGCCCGAACCCCGGCGCUGUUCUGGCAGAACGCGGCUCCGUCGGUGAGCACUCCACCUUGAACUACGGAGCGGCUGUGACGUCCGCCCCCGGGGACAGCGGGCCCUUUGUGCGCGGCCCUGCGGCAGGGCGGCCCCCAGCUCUGCCCUCCACACCGAUGUCGUGGCGUCGCCCCAGUGUCCUUUUCCACUCCCCACUCCUGGUUUCCGGCUUCCUCCCGCUGACCGUUCUCGCAGGGCACUCGCUUCUCCCCGAGCACACGCCAGGGCGGGCCUUCCUGACUGAGCGCAGGGUCUACUCACCACACCUCGGCGGGCACACUGGGCUGCCAGGCCCCCACUGUCUGCAGCAGGACCCCCGCCGCUGCUCCCGGUCGUGCGCCGCAGGCAUGAGCUGUACAGUAUUUAUUUAAGUAAAAAGAAAACCUCCAAAUUGCUCACUGAAUUACCUCCCUGUAGCUUUCUAGUUUGUGACAUUUCUUGACUUCUUUCAUUAGAUCCACGCAAGAGCUAGUCAUCUGGUUAAGGAUGUUAAGCAGACGCGACCAUGAACCCGAGAAACUGUAUUACUAUUACCGUUGGUCAUACUAAAACUGUUUAUUUCCUGAAGCAUAUGACCCACAGGAUGUGAAAUAACUACCAGAAACUGUUUUUGUACACUGUACAUCCUCAGUAUUUUUACACGUAUAUGAUAGGGGCACAUUAUUUUCCUCGUACAGACAGCUUAAAUAAAGCACUGUGUCAAUCUGC
Molecule: messenger RNA, 5491 nt
Organism: Artibeus jamaicensis (Jamaican fruit-eating bat)
Lineage: Eukaryota; Metazoa; Chordata; Mammalia; Chiroptera; Phyllostomidae
Gene: AKT3
Product: AKT serine/threonine kinase 3
Exons: 14
Coding region: 683-2122 (479 amino acids)
Biological process (GO): protein phosphorylation
Molecular function (GO): ATP binding; protein serine/threonine kinase activity
Source: RefSeq, a predicted model, not a curated record